AUGAAAGUUCUGUGCUUAAUUUUGGGCGCACGGGCCUUCGAGCUUGUACCAAAACAAUUCGAAGGGAGUUUCGAAAAUUUUCCAGUUGAGAGAAUUCUAGCAGAAAAUUCGGACGACGAUCUUUUCCACGCUUUUGAAGAAAGAUACCGAAACGCCACUACGACUCCCUCGACGACUGAAAAUGAGCUGGAAGAAGUGAUGAAAAUCAAAAUGGUCAAAAACUUCAUCAUGUACCUUCAAGACGUUCCCCGCUUCGGAAAGUACUUCAAUUACGGCUGCCACUGCUUCAAAGACAACGGAAAGGAUUAUUUGAAAAAUCCUACUUUUGGAAAACCGCGAGAUAGAUCAGAUCAAGUUUGCCAGGAUCAUCAGAAAUGCCAUCAUUGUAUCAAGCUCGAUUAUGGACAUCAAUGCAAAGCGACGAAGGGAUACAAAUUCGAAGCAAGAAUGGAUUCGCUAACUGGAGUCAAAUACAUUCAAUGCGAAGAUAAGGAGGGCUCCUGCGAAAAGAAUUUGUGCGAAUGCGAUAAGGCCCUCGCUUACGAUCUUGCCGAUACCCAGGGAAUCUGGUCGCUGGCGAAUCAUGUCGAAUGGGGAGCUUUCAAGGGAGAUCAGAGUUGUGAGAAAUGGACGCCUCCGAAAGUCCAGCUGAAGAGUGCGCGACUCAUGGCUCAACUCAAUCCGGCUAAACAUGAAUGUUGCGGAGAAUACCCAAGACGAUUCCCCUAUGUCGCGGAUAACGGAGAAGGAGUUGAGAAAAAGUGCUGUGCUGGGAGCGUUUUCAGUCCUGAUUCUCAUGAAUGCUGCGAUGAAGAAGUAAAAGAAAUUGGAAUGUGUGUUGGCACAUAUUUCCCUGGACUUUAA
Molecule: messenger RNA, 864 nt
Organism: Oikopleura dioica
Lineage: Eukaryota; Metazoa; Chordata; Appendicularia; Copelata; Oikopleuridae
Source: the annotation of a GenBank genome assembly